Rhopilema esculentum is the source of this 4261-nucleotide messenger RNA. RefSeq names its product plexin domain-containing protein 2-like. The record is from RefSeq and is a predicted model, not a curated record. NCBI's taxonomy places the organism in Eukaryota, Metazoa, Cnidaria, Scyphozoa, Rhizostomeae, Rhizostomatidae.
AUUUAUAUAAAAUGUUUUAUAGAGAAACUAGGGAGCGCUUUUGAUUGCUCCCGGUAUCAUAUUCGAAACCAAUUUUUACAGAUCUAGUUUAGUUUUUCUUGGUUUACCAAAACUUCAGCGAAAUUUCUAGGCCUAAAUAUCAAUGGUGCUCUUUCAGGUUAUGGGGACAUAUUUAAAAACUCUAUAAGCUGUUUUUAAUGACGUCACUCUGCUACUAACAGUACCCCCGUCGUAGGUACGAGGAAACGAAAAUAAUUAAAGUGAAUUGCGAUACCAAGGAUUGUUUGUAGUGAGUUGUUGUGUAAGUUCACUGUGGCCUAAUUGAAUAAAAUACCGCAGUCGAAGUUGUAAAAUACAUUGCUGGAGCACUUUCUAGUUAUAUUUUGAGAUGAAGAUGACUUGUGCCUAUUUUUCAAUUACGUUGAUAUUGAGCAUAAGUUGGUUCUACUGUUGUGGAGCAAAAAUUACAUAUCGCGAAAUCUCCGAGGAAUAUGGGAAAGCAAAGGAAAGUCAAAUUAAAACAUACUUCAAGGAUGUAAGUGAUAGAAGGCCUUUUAACAAGCGCGAUAUCAUGAAGGAGAAUACAAGGCAGCGACGUUCAACCUUAAACACAACGACGACGAAAGCACCCGUUAGCCCUACAGCAUAUACGGUACCACCAAACAAAACCAUUAUAUCAGAUCACAAAUAUUAUACAUCGCAGUUUGUGUCUGACUCAAAUGCAUACUUUAAAGACAUAAAAGCUUUAUACGACGCAGGCGAUCGCAAUGUUACAAUGAAGAAGAUGACGCUGCCAGGAAGUGUCGGAUCAUUGCUGAUGCUGUACACCACUUAUAAGUUAAAGUUUGUGUUUCCUUUCUAUGGCCACGAUGUAGAAAAUGUUGUUGUUACAUCAGCAGGGUUUCUCCACAUUGGUCCUGUCGUACAUAGCUUUGCCCAUAAUGUCCACUAUGCUGCACCACUUAUGGCUGAUUUUGCUGCGUCAUCAGACAAGCCUGUAUAUGUUUACCUACAUGAUGACGGUGCAAGAUUCAUAGCGCAGUGGGAUAACAUACACGAAGUCAGAAAAAAUAACAGCAGCCCUUUUACCUUUCAGGUUUCACUUUUUGAAAAUGGCACCAUCAUCUUUUCUUACAAAUCUAUUCCAUACAGCGUUGUGAACUUCACAAGUGUUGGUUUUCCUCCAAAAGUCGGUCUGUCAGAUGGGUUUGUAAAAAUAAGAUAUUACCGUAUUCCUGGUACAAAUCUACAUAUUCCAUUCCGAAUCAUAUACCGAUAUCACAAAGUUGAAUUACAACAAGAUCGCAUUAAAGCUAACAGCUCAUACAUAUUGCAGCCAAUCCCUAAUUGCAUUCAGGCGAAGUCAUGUCAGUCUUGUUUCAGUAAAGAGAUUGCCAAAAACUUUCAAUGCAAGUGGUGCAGUAAGCUUAAUUUGUGCUCAGAUACUUUUGAUUGGCAUCGCCAAAAGUGGGAGAACAAUGAUUGUCCAAAGAAUGCUAUAGACUCUACUGCCAAAUGUGUCUCACCAAAUACAGGUGUACCAGCAACCACUGCUACAAAUUCUUCCACAGGUGAUGUUGCUCAUGCAAUUUCAGAAGAGAAGAGUAAUAAAGAUGCCAAGAGAAAAACUGGUAUUGCUAUUGGUGUUAUCUUUGGCAUCUUAGUAAUUGCUGUGGCAGGAAUAUUGUUAUAUGGUUACAGGAAUCCAACUUCAAGAAUUGGGUUAUUUAUGAUACAGAAUAGGCCCACAAAGCUUUUUAGCAAAUUUUAAGAACAAGGCACUCUGCAGGAACUGGAGUUUUAUGUUUCACAUAACAGAAGCUUUUUAUAAAAAGUUAGUGCCAUAACUAGGUUCUGAUCUUUUAAAUAGGCUAUGCUAUGUGCUUUGCUUUGCACUAUUCUGUGUGAUUAAAUUAUUAAAAGUGAUUAAUAAAUGAUUUAAAAUUACCUUCUCUCAGGCUAAUGCAACUCCAAAUGAACACAAAUAACACAGAACACAGGGUGUUUAGAAAAUAGAAUUAGCAUUAACAACAAAGGAUACUUUUUGAACUUUUUAUGGUGCAGAGGUUCUUGGCUAGAUUUCAAAUGAGAUUUUCUACAAGAAUUUAGGAUACAUUGUCCUUUUCUUUAGAAGAACUUUAAAAGAGAGUUAAAAAUGAAUACUGAAGCCCAUUUGCACUAUAUUUGCAUCGCCAUUUCACACAAGAAUGUACUAUUCUAAUUGCGAAUGUUUGCAUUAUGAAUUCACAUAUUCACACAGUCAAUUUUUUGCAAAAAUUUGCAUUUAAAAAUAUUGGUUAAAAGGGCUAUCAAUCAGAAACCCAAGGUGCCAAUCAAAACAAAGAAACAACAAAGAAACAAAAACACAGCAAAAUUGCCAUGGUCCAAGGAAUGGAGAUGCAGGGAACAGCAUGAAUAUGAAUGUGAAGAAAAUGUUGCUUGAAAUUGAAGGCUUCCCCUUCAAAAUUAAAAAGGUCUAAUCUGAAAGACACCUAUAGGAAAAAGUUUAAAUUGCUUUUCCUAAAUUUGGAGAUGCUGGAGAGUAAAAAAAUUGUUUUGCUGUGGAUGAAGUAAGUUAGUUUCUUGCAAAAAGCUAGCAGCAUGGAGAAGAUAAAUGCCAACAUGUUCAAAUUUCAUGUUUCAUGACAAUUGCAAGGAAACUGUCAAAGCUGUAUGGAAACCUGCAUGAUACAAUAAAAUUGGUUAAAAUACCAAAGAAGUUUUUCCCAAACCCCACUCCCAUGCAUAUUCAAUUUGCACAUGUUUGCAAUUUGCAAAUAUGAAAUCACAUAUGAAAUGUGAAUGAAGUGGGGAUGGGAUCACCAUGAUAGUUUCCUGCUUUAUGAAUUAUUCAGCAGUUUUCUCAAUGAUUUAUCAACUUUAGGAAGUUUGCUUUGGUAUAAAAAUCUCCCCACACACCUGUUAAGUAUGCAUUCAGAAGUAGUCCGCUAUGAAAUGUCAGUUGCUGAAAUUAGUUAUUGACAAAGAGAACAUGUACACUUGAAUGAAAUUGCGAAAAGUUUGUGUAUGUAGAAUAAACUGAUAGUACAGCUGUGUUUGCUUAUGUCUUAAAGUGCUGUUUUUUUAAUUUUUUUCAAACUUUCCCUUGAAGCAUAUCAUGUUUUAAAUGGCUUUACCUAAUAUUUAACCCCACCAUGUGUUGCUUUAAAAAGAGCAUCUAGUAAUAUCUAUGUAGGCAAUCCCCUUAACACUCCCCUUUUUUAUUCAGAUUUUCUAAGGAUGUGAGACAAAAUAUGAAACAAUUUUUCCAUUCUCCUUAUGUAGAAUUUUUUUUAAAAAAUGAAAUUGGAAUAAAGUGAAAUUGUGCGUUUUAUUACCAUACAUACAUGGACCUUCAGCAUUUAUGAUUUAUAAUUUUCAGCAUCCCCAGAGUUGUUUAGCAUUACUACUCAUUUGAAGGCAAGUCUCAGAAAGCUUUUGCUAUGUGCUGUUGUCUUUGAACUGUUGUAGGCCCUUUAUCACCAGCCUCUGCUCAAAGUAAAUAUUUAAUUGCUUGAAGUUGUUUAUUGUUAUUUCUAAGUUAUGAUGUAUUGAAGUUGUAUGUAAAUUUGUGGAGAUGUUGUUAAUAUUUUAGAAGUGUUUAGAUAAAAUGCACUUGUAUUUAAGCAUUUGAUUUUGUAUAGCAUUUAAAGAUAGAAGAUUUGCUUCAUGGCUUAAUUUAAAUGUCAUUGUGAUACUUGUUCAGCAUAAAAAGAGGCUUUCAUACAAACAUGCCAGAAAUAGUUAUACCCUACUAGAAAUCAACAUAAAUUUGAUGUACUCAUGAAACAAAAUUUUGUCAGAAUUGGAGUGGAAGGAAGGGAAAUCUAGAAAAAAGGCUCUCUAUUUUGAUACUGAGCAUUUCCACAAAAAGCUGUAUAGCUAGAGGCAUUUAAUUUCAGCAUUUUAAUUUCAAUGGAGCAUUCACUUUCUGCUUCUUGGAAGCUGUAGGUGCCACAAGUGUCAUUUUCAUAGCAUUGUAAGCACUUAAACAUUGUAAGAAUUCAAUAUUACAUGGUUAACCUUUUGCUUUGCAAUGCUUCAAUUACCCUCACCACAUCAUUUGAUAUUCUGGUUUAGUUCAAAAUUUAUGUACUUCUUACACCCAUGUUUAAGUAGUAUUGUAGAAACCCUGGCAGCAGUAAAGUAGUAUAAUUAAUUAUAGUAGCAUGUUUUUAAGUGUGCUGUUUCGUUUGAGUUUAAAUUGGUACAUGUCUUAGUUGGUAUUACUGGCAUAAAGAUUUUGCUUUGAUCAUCUGUU